CGAUACCGCUGUAGCUCAGCUACACUGUCAACACGGCUCCACUUCUUCCUUUCUCUGCGUCGUCAAAACAACAACAGGCGUCUCUUACCGACACGGCAUUUCAUACACUAUUAUUCCAACCAAACAAAACGACUUGUUUAGAUAAUAUUAGCGUUGACAUCGAUGCAACCGGUUCCAGAGUAGUUACAGUUUUCUUCGUGUUUAUUUAUAGACACGGCGAGGUGUUGAAAAUGAAAAUGAGUUUGGGUUUAGCCGUGAAGCUAAACGUUUAGCAAGAGGCACCGAGGUGUGUUCACAAAUGACAAAACGGUAGACCGGUCAGGGUGGAGAAAAACAACCCAGCUAUAUUAUGGAGUAUCGAGAUUAAGUGUCGGAUCUUACUACAUUACAUUCUGCCCAAAAGACAAAAGGAGAGACAGUCAACCCCAGUUAGUUAUGACCAUGUCGCUGAUCCAGGCCUGCCGCAGUUUGGUCUUAUCUACAUGGCUUCUAUCGUUUUGUUUCGUCCACUUCUUCUGUUUAGAUUUCACCGUGGCCGAGAGAGAGGAGUGGUACACCGCUUUCAUCAAUAUCACCUACAUAGAUCCGAUCACCUCUAUGAUCCGGACGGAGAAGACUGAAUGCGGUCGAUAUGGGGAACAUUCACUGAAACGCGACGCCAAAGGGGUCUUGAUACUUCCGUCUCUUUCGCAGGACUGGCAAGCCUGUGAUCCGGGUACCUUGUUCCCGGUUCCGGUCCAAGGCAGUGCGUGGAUAGCCCUGAUAGCCAGUGGAAACUGCACCUAUAAGGAAAAGAUUCGACAUGCAGCGAACCAAAACGCCUCGGCCAUUGUCAUAUUCAACGUUGGAUCCAGCAACGCCAAUGAUACAAUCACCAUGUCAUAUUCAGGUAUGGGUGAUGUGGUCGCCGUCAUGAUCCCAGAACCUAAAGGUCGCGAGGUCGCCGCUCUGCUAGAGCGGAACGUCACGGUAACCAUGCACAUCACCAUAGGAACGCGUAACCUCCAGAAGUACGUGAGCAGGACGUCGGUGGUGUUCGUCUCCAUCUCCUUCAUCGUCCUGAUGAUCAUCUCUCUGGCCUGGCUCGUCUUCUACUAUAUACAGAGGUUCAGAUACGCCAACGCACGAGACCGGAACCUGAGGCGUCUGGGAGAUGCAGCUAAGAAGGCCAUCAGUAAGCUGCAGGUCAGGACCAUCAGGAAGGGAGAUGGGGAGACGGAGUCCGACUUUGAUAACUGUGCCGUGUGUAUCGAGGGUUACAAGCCAAACGACGUGGUCAGGAUCCUACCCUGCAGACACCUUUUCCAUAAGAACUGUGUGGACCCCUGGCUGCUGGACCACAGGACCUGUCCCAUGUGCAAGAUGAACAUUCUCAAAGCCCUGGGCAUCGCUGUGAGUUCCAGCCCAUGACCAGCAGUGCGUCUGUGGCAUCCCUGGUGAUCGCCGUGGAAACGGGGCUGUCUGACGAAGAACUGUCACUAGAACCACCAACCCCUACUGGGGACAACCAGUCCUGAGAACACAGGGCCUAACUGGGGCCACACUGGUGCCAGAACCAUGACUGUACCGGGGUUAAGUCUGGUUUAGGCUGGCCCUGGGACAAAUCUAACCUGGGACAGAGGACGGAGACGGAGACAUACCUGCAGGCUAAGAUUUACUUGGACUAUGGCUGCAUGUAUGUACAUACCUGUCUAUGGCUACCCGAGAU
Molecule: messenger RNA, 1708 nt
Organism: Oncorhynchus keta (chum salmon)
Lineage: Eukaryota; Metazoa; Chordata; Actinopteri; Salmoniformes; Salmonidae
Product: RING finger protein 150-like
Exons: 5
Coding region: 436-1410 (324 amino acids)
Source: RefSeq, a predicted model, not a curated record